This is a messenger RNA of Lytechinus variegatus (green sea urchin), 7087 nucleotides long. Its product is annotated as disks large-associated protein 4-like. The transcript is spliced from 5 exons. Lineage: Eukaryota; Metazoa; Echinodermata; Echinoidea; Temnopleuroida; Toxopneustidae. Gene Ontology annotation, biological process: signaling. Bases 698 to 3184 code for a protein of 828 amino acids. The record is from RefSeq and is a predicted model, not a curated record. Gene Ontology annotation, molecular function: molecular adaptor activity. Gene Ontology annotation, cellular component: glutamatergic synapse; postsynaptic specialization.
GUACAGACUUGUGUGUGUACACAUGGGCCGUCUCCUGUAUAAGCAAUAAUAUGAAGAUGAGCUACUUGGCCUGGUGGUCUACCCUCAGAAUAUCUUUUCUUCAUCUCGUCUUGGACAAGCCGCACCGCUCUGCGACUAGUUUCCUUCCUGGGGCUUGGGAUGGGAAGUGACAAUCACGAGCUAGUCAGUCAAGAGGCUCACGCUAAAUCAGAUUCAAGGGUGGGAUAGGACUCUAUGCGAUAGCCAGUCUGAAUAUACGCAUGCACUGUGAAUUGUCCAACCUUCGCUAGCUGGCCUGUUCAGCAGUGGCACUGCUGCGAAUACACUUCGCAAGUGAAACCUACGGUAACCAACUGGUUGGAAUUUACUGAGGAGAGAGAAGAUUUGUACUCACUCCCUGAUACACUCUUGUACACAUAUCAUAUCACUAUCGUUCAUACGCCUUGUUUGAAUCUCUGGUUGAAAUGUUUUCUUCUUGGUGUGUGAUUUUGCUUGUGACCUACAUUUGAGGGUAGUGAACGUGCAUGGAAUAUAGAUGAACCUGCAUCAAUAUUGGAUAGGUAGAUAUUAGAAUAAUAUCAAACUAUGGAGAUGACUUUUGCUUGGAUGAUACAAACACAAUGCUGAUUGUUGACAGAACUGUAGAACAGCAAUAAUCAGCAAAAUACAGCGAAAGUGGUGUUACCGGACAAGUAGAAUGGCUCAACCACCCCGGCGUGUUAAAUCAGCGACUGAGUCUAGAAGAAGAAAUAUGGAAUCUUCUACAAAUGGGAAUUCUAUCAAUGGCACAGCCUCUGGGAGGGCUGCUACAUCUCCUUAUAGCCAGUCAAUAUCUAGUGUUUCUAAAGGUGGACAUGGAAGUAGUGAGAUUACGAGACGGGUGUCUCAAAAGGACAAACCAGCAAUUCCUGCAAAACCACCACUAAGUAAAGUACCACCCCCAAAACAUAAUGGCAAAAGUAAUGGAACUUCACCUACUGCAACAACAUUGAACAGCAAAACUCAAACUAGUGCAGCAAGUAGCGAAAAGCGGGAAGGAGAAAACAGGGUAAAUGGUGGUAGCCAAGUUAGAAAGACUAGUGAUGUAAAUGGAGAGGCAAGACCCUCAAGUGGUAAAAGUAGAUACUGUCUUGAGAUUACCUUAGAGAAGAAGGUGUCCACACCAACAGUUAGAAGAAAGCAGGCAGAAAGAGAGGCUGCCAACUCUAUAGCUUCAAGCUCUGAAGAGAGCUCACCUUCACAAUCACCUUCCAAGUCAGUGCACUUUAAGAGUUCGCGAAGCAAUAGUGCAAGUAGUACAGACUCUAGGGAUAGAUUGAGGUUUGGAGGCAUCCCAGGGAGCUUACCCCGCUAUCAGUGCCAUACCAUCAGUAGUGCAGACAAGAUCCAAAGGACCAAGUCUGCUUCAGGUAAAGCUGGGACAGGAAUGGAGGCUCAUAGUGAAACACAACUCAAUGGAUCUUCCAAUGGCACUUCUGUGGUGGAGCCCAUCCGAAGAGGGCGGGCAAGAAGCGUGGGACCGAUACGCAGGGUACGUUCCAAUGAGAUGAUGCCCCCUAAAAGAGAUCUUAGUCCAUCUCCAAAGUCUGGAAAAAUCUCUCAGGUUCGCAGUAAAAGUGUAGAGCGAUCUAAAAAUCGACAGAGCUUUGGUGGCUUCGUGCAGAGACAGAGGCAGGCUUGGGAAGAGCGAGUGACAACAGUGACCAAAAGAGCACCGCUGAGUAAUUUGGCUGAAAAGAAUGUAAAUAGAAGAAGCUUAGAUCCAAACCAUGCUCCAAAGAUCAUGCAAAAGUCAAGCUCAGUUACUCAGCGUAAGAACAUGCUCUUUAGUAAAGGAGCAAAUAUACAGAAAGUAAAGUCAACCAUAGAUGGGAACCAAGUGAAUAAACCAACUUCCCCAACGUCAAUCCAAAACAAGUCAGAUGCUAGCCAACAAGUGCCUAAAACGAAGUCUUCUAGCAAUGACUCUGACUUCCACACCUCCACCAAGGCUGAAAUGAAUGGACAAGUUGGAAGCAAAGCAUAUGCUCAGGGUGAUAAUGUAGCUAGCUCUGAUCAAAAGAGAACUUCCAUUGUGGAUAACCCACCUGAUAAACCAUCCGUCUUGCAGGAGAUUGCUCCUGCACCAAGCAGUAAACCUAAUGCUCCAAACAGUCUACCAGUCAAACCUGUUUAUCAAAACGCAGAUCUUAGCCACAGGGUAUCAACAGCAAAAGAAAAUAACAUAGGAAUGCUUGUGACUGAUUUGGAUGCACUGGAUGUUAAUGGUACAGAUGAAAUAGACAAUGGAAAAAGUCACUUGUUUAUUGAUGAGGAAACCUUGGGAAUAAAACCAGAGUGUCUCAGACUCAAACCACAAACAAGCGAUACCCAAGGAGAGUAUAGUGAAAUCCUAGGACUCGCGGAUCCCAAGGAAAUCAACAAACUUAACAGUGAGACUCUCCAUAAUCUGAAAAAAGUGGAUAACACAUUUCUUGAGGUUGAGAAAAAGAAAGACACUGUAGUGGACAAAGCAAAAGAGCAAGAAAAGGCAGGAAUCUGCAAUGGAGAAGAUGUGGGUGAAAAAGAUGGACAUUAUUUCUUGAAGGUUGUCAAUGAAGAACAGUCUAGGAUUGAAUCACUCUGUCGAAAGGUGGAACAUGAUCUGGAAAGUGACAUGUCUGAUGAAGCGGGUGGAAUAUGUCGAGCAUUCCUUGGUAAAGCCAAUCUCUUAACCAGCAAGAAGUUCAAGCAAUUCAGAGGGCUUUGUGAACAGAACAUUACACCGUCUGAGGAGGCUGUGAAGAGCACAUUGGCAUCUGACCUGGCAGGCUUCUGGGACAUGGUGAUGAUACAGGUAGAUGACAUCAACUCCAAGUUCAUUGACAUCGAGACUCUCAAAGACAACAACUGGAAAGUGACCGCUCCGGAAGUGACAAAGCCAACUCCUCGAAAGACCCCAGCUAAGCGAGGCUACGGUCGUCAGGUGAGCCGGGACAAGGAUGACAAGGCCGUACAAGGUGCGAAAGACUCUAAUAAGAAGGAUGAAAAGGAGAGCCGGGCAGCCAAGUUGAGGGCAGCAAGGGAGGAGGCUCGGAAACGACUGAUUGCAGCCAAGAAGCAGGCAGCAAGGCAGAGGAUUCGAUCCAACAGCAGCGAGACUGAGGUAGAGAUCUUCACAGCUAGUGGGCAACAACAGUCAUGAAAUGAUAGGAUGGAGAGCAGGAUUUAGACCAAGAUCUCAUUUCACUCAUCCAAGAUCAGACUUCCAUCCAUACUGUUUAUAUAAUAAGCCAUUUUGUAGGAAUUUCAAUUCAUGGAGCACACGUUGAAGAGAAAGCAUUCUUAGGAUUCUAUAAGUAUUAACCUACAGUAAAACAUGUCCAAUCAGAAUCUAAUGUAUGUACAUAAAAGUGUGUGGUGGUGAUGACCCUUGUUCUUGAUACCAUGAUCAUCCAAUGCCAGAAACUUGCCAUUUCCACGAGAAUCAAUUAGAAACUGUUUUUUCCAUGAAGGAAUUUUAAAAAAGAUUCCUCUGAGAUAAUUGCAACAGAGGUAGGCUUGAUUAAGUAGUCAAAACCCUUUGAAAAUUACCAAAAAGCAUAGGAAGAUCAUUUGAUUAUAUAAUUGAUAAUGAGCAAAAAAAAGGAGGUUUGCAUUGGUUGAUUACUUACAAACAAUGAAGUAACUCCUUAUAUAAUAGAAAAACACAACAGAAUUAGGGAAUCUUCCACCACAGUACUGGUAUGUGUAUUAUGCAGUGAAGAAAAUGUAGUAUUGGUCACAUUGACUGAAAUAGAAGAUACCUUACUUCCAUGAUGUCAUUUCAAAAGUGUGGAAGGAAACAUGUCCUGUCUAUUGUUGAGCUCAUUUUCAAGAUUCGGGAAGAAGAACAGACGUACCAUUCCUUUAUUAAGUACUGGAGAGGAUUCCUAGAAAACGGUUUAUUUCCGCUUUUUGUAUCAAAAGGUCUCCAUGUCAUUGUGGUCUGACAUUUCAUUAAAAUCAAUCAAAUGGUGGAAGUGAUGACAAGAAUUAAAAAGAAAAUCUUCAGAUUUUCAUUCCACAGAAUACAUGUACAUAAGUUCUAUAUCAACUUCAUGAAACCUUUUACCAAUUCAGUAGAAGUGUGUAUGAAAUGAUAAACGUACAUAUAUUUGGACAUGAAAGAUUAUAUUCUCGUUUAUACCUUUAUCAACAUGAAGUCCAAGGGAUGAUGAUGUUUUAUUAGACUUUUUUUUUAAGAAUUCAAUUUUGCACAGCUUGAGCAGUCAAUGUUAAAUGCUCCUUUCUGAAUCGUCCCUAUGUAAAUUACUAAUGUUCCUUCCAUUCUUUUCUACAUUUUAGAUAUUUUUUUUACUGGUUUUAUCCUUGGUAUUUAUUUGUAUAAUUGAAAAAAAAAAUUGAUAGAGUAAGAGGGCAGUGGUCAAAGUGGAUGAAUGUCUUCUGAAUACAAAUAUUCUUAAGUAUGAGAAAGUGAUGUAGGAAUAUACUUUGACAUAUCCAACUCUUUUCAGAAAUUAAUGUAGUAUUUAACCGAAAAUGACUCCCAAAUAGUGAUAUUUUUGUGUGAACAUUGACCACCCAAAAUAAGACAGUUGUCCUUUCAAACAUACGAUGUUGUUUGGAAGGAAUGGUGUAGGCCUAUAUUUACAUCUAACAUGUUUGAAAUAGGAAAUUACUGUAUUGGUCACCAAUCCUUAAAACAAGAAUGGUUAACAACAACAAUUCAAAACAUCCGAUCUAAAGGAACCACUCUUUAUUUGACUUCCUGUCGGCUAUCAAAAACCUUGUAGUUGAUAAGUGAGAUGUGAACAUAAGCCUUACUCUGAAGACUCUAAUCUAUGAAUUGUUAAUUAUAUCUCCAACCUCUCUCACUUUAGUUGAGAAAAAAAUACAUUUUACACAGUGAUUAGCAGAUAUAUGACAUGUAGGAUUAAAGAAACAUUCCUCCCAUUGUUUGAGAGCUACAUUGCAUUCAGUGUCUGUAAAUGAAUCAAGACAGUAUUGUAUUAAUAUGUCCAUCUGAGCUAGUUCAAUAUCUUUAUCCAGUGCUUGCUUCAAAUGUGAGAGAUUUGUUUACCCGUUGUGGCAUAAUGCAUGUAAAGUGCAUGGCCUUUACUGUGCCUUACUUAGAUAGUAGAACAUGCAAUGCUGCUAAUGUGUGCCAACUAAACAUAAAGCAUACCAGAUUAGUGCAGACAUGAUGAAAAACUAAUGUUUUCAUAAACAUGGAGAUGUGAAGCUUUUUGCUUAUUUUGGCAGAGGGUGUUUAAGUAUUACCCAUGCAAAUGCAUGAAUCAUUCAACUUUAUCAAAACUUACAAGGCUUUGCUUUGCUUUUCAAAUUAAAGCACUGUUAUUCACAUGUUUUACAAGUAUGAGGGAGAUAUCAAAGAGGGCAAACUUUGCUCAAACUUUUUUAUGCUAUUCUCCUACACUGUACUGGGUAUGAAUGAUUUCUUUGGAUAUAACCAGUAAAGAUAUGUGCUCUCAGUAUGUUGCAGUGUUUUUUCAUAAAAAAGGGGUUGCUACUAUUUUCAGUAAGCAGAGCUUGUGUAUCUUUAUUAAUAUAUGACUAAAUUCAAAUUAACAGUAAUAGUAUGUUGUGCUGUCAUCUAUUACCUCACACUCUUCAAAAAUCCAUUAAUUUAGUGACCAUUCUUUAUUGUGCUAUUCUUUGAUUUAAUGCAUUUUCAACCAUGGGCAACUCUUAAGGGUGACAUUUUUGUGAAGUGGUUACCUUGACAACUGACCAACAUGCCAGCAUUCCUAAGUUAAAUAUUUUUAAGUAGGUCAAAAGGCAUAUUGACCUUGAUCUUUUGCAUUGAAUAUCAACAUAUAUAUAGUUGCAUUUUUUUGGAAUAUGAUCAUUUAACUUGGCUUUUUGAAUAUGACAUUUGUCUGGAGACUUGGUGUUGACAUAAGCCUUAGAAAUAAGAGUCAGAAGGUUACAGGGCAUUUAGAAAAGUUGUUAUUUUUAUAGGAAAAUGGGACUCGAAUAGUAUUAGCAAUCGCAAGAGAAUUACCUUGCUGUAGUGCUGCUUUUGGAUAAGAAAAUCUAUUAUUGCAAGAGCAAUAGCAGCAGUAUUAAAUUAGUGCUUUUCAAAGACAGAUAAUUUCAUACUUCAUGAUAAAUCUGCCACUUGGCUUCAAGAUAAUAUGUUUAGCCUCCUACUAUGUAUCAUACAAAGAAAACAAGACAUUUGUAACAUAACACAGGAUUAAAAUAAACAGCUGUUGAUAAUUUUUUCUCUUCCUCUAAUAGGGUCGAUGGUCUGGUGAAGGUUUUUGUGGGGUAGACAAUGAUUUUGUUGGACAGUAUAUUGUUUAAUCAUUCAUUACCAAAUUUAAUCAUACAUAAUAAAUCUGUGUUUUUAAAAACUUUGUAUAAUCAAUGAAAGGGGUAAAUUAGGAUUAGUGUCUUGCCAUCUAGAUUAUGCAGUUCCAAUGAGAAAUAACCAGUAUUGACAGAACUUUGCUUUUCAAGGACAUGAGACAUAUGCUUGUAUUAAUGGCAGGCGAUGUACGUUCACAUUUUGUCAGCUUUCUGUGCAAAGGAGGCCUGAAAAGGGUUGACUGUUGAAUCUAAAUGAGAGGCUUGUAACAAUUGGCCUUUUACCUGAUUAGGAUUAGGAUUUAUGUGGGCUUAUCAGAGGGGCACAAAUGUUGCACCAUUAAUAUAUGAUAUAGCAAAAUAUGAACUUCCCAACAAAAGCAUUGUCAAAUGGAAUAUAUAAUUUGUUGGGUGAGAAAGACAAGAAAUAAGAUAUUCUCCAACGAUACCACAAGGGUAACACACACUGCUGCUGUGUAAAGUAUAGUUGGCUGCUGUAAAAAGAAAAAAAAUCACAGGUAGACUGGGCAGGAAUGAACCCACAACCUCUGGAUUACUAGACCAGCGUCAUAACCUCUAGACCACCGGGUGCCCUAAGUGAUGCAGGUUCAAACUAUCCCGUAGAUUGGAUAUGAAAUCAAAUGGAAUAAUCUAUUUGCUUGGUGAUAAAUACAAGAAAUAAUACAUUCAUUUUGUCCUUAACGAUACUGCAAUCAUUGACCUUGUGGUAUAUUUCAUAAAUGUGCCCCUACUGUCCAUCUCACCCUUUAAG